Messenger RNA from Plodia interpunctella (Indianmeal moth), 2310 nucleotides. RefSeq lists its product as uncharacterized. The transcript is spliced from 2 exons. The record is from RefSeq and is a predicted model, not a curated record. NCBI's taxonomy places the organism in Eukaryota, Metazoa, Arthropoda, Insecta, Lepidoptera, Pyralidae. Bases 164 to 2104 code for a protein of 646 amino acids. Gene Ontology annotation, molecular function: DNA binding. Gene Ontology annotation, cellular component: nucleus.
AAAAGUAACAAAUGCGCUGUAGGUUUGUCUAAUAAUCGCAACGCCGCUUCGCUGCCGUCAGGUGAUAGCCCCUCGUACCCCCCUCAACUGUAUUCAGUCGCCGCGAGCGCCACGCGCAGUGAUGUUGUGUUAGAGGACGCUACGUGAUUUUACGAAUGAAAAAAUGCCGCGACAUCGAAUCAGAAACACCUCACGAGGAACUACUGAUAUGGAAGUUUACCGAAAAGCAGCUGAAGAGCAUUGCAAGGAAGGCACAAAAAUAAGAGCCUUAGCAAGAAAAUAUAACGUUUGCCAUGUAACGUUAUACAGAUACAUAAAAAAAGUUAAGGCAGGGAAUACUAAUGCAGUUGUUGGCUACCGUUCUGUCAACCGUGUUUUUAGUUCUGACGAGGAAAAAACUUUACAGGACUAUUUGAUUGAAUGCUCUGGAGUUUAUUUUGGAUUAUCUCCAUGUGAAGUUCGUAAACUGGCAUACGAGUUGGCGAACAAAAACAAAAAAAAAUUUCCUGAUAAGUGGCAUGACACUCAAAUGGCAGGUAAGGAAUGGUUGACGGGUUUUUUAAAGCGACAUCCAAGCCUUUCUUUGAGGAGUCCUCAAGCAACAAGUCUGUCCAGGGCCUCAAGUUUUAAUGAACACAAUGUAAAUAAGUUUUUCGAUAACCUUGGUAACGUUAUGGACAGGUACAAUUUUGAACCAAAAGAUAUCUGGAAUAUGGAUGAAACGGGGGUGACCACUGUUCAGAAACCUAGCAAGAUUAUAGCUCAAAAAGGUAUUAAGCAAGUAGGUGCAGUAACCUCAGCAGAACGUGGAAGAUUAGUAACUGUUGCGGUCGCAAUUAAUGCUCAAGGAGGACACAUUCCUCCUUUUUUUGUAUUUCCACUAAAGCGAUACCAAGACCACAUGAUACGAGAAGGUCCUGUAGGAUGUGCUGGAGCUGGCAAUAAUAGUGGAUGGAUGCAGGAAGCAGAAUUUUUGCUAUUUCUAGAACAUUUCAAAAAACAAGUAAAACCAACGGUUGAGCAAAAAUGUUUGUUACUGCUUGAUAAUCAUGCUUCGCAUAUAUCGAUCCUAGCUCUAGAUUUCUGCAAAAUGAAUGGUAUAGUAUUGUUGUCGUUUCCACCUCACUGCACACAUAAACUUCAACCUCUGGACAGAGCAGUAUUUGGACCAUUUAAGAAAAUGAUAAAUACCGCUACAGACAACUGGAUGCGAAAUCAUCCUGGCCAAACAAUGACCAUCCAUUACAUUCCAGGGAUUGUUAGAGAAGCAUUUCCUUUUUCUGUAACUGAUAGAAAUGCCAUUGCCGGAUUUACCUGUACCGGUAUAAGCCCAUUUAAUAGAAAUAUUUUUACUGCUGUCGACUUUGCACCAUCAUCAGUAACUGACCGUCCAUUACAAAUUAAUAUUGAAAUUCCACCAACUGAUCCAUUGCCCAGUUUUGAUGUAACGUCUACAAAAGAAGUUGCUUCAGAAACUUCAGCAGACGUUCUUCCAACAUCGAGUGACCAGCUUACAGACAGUAUUAAUUUGUCGAGCAAAUCACAGUCUGCUCAAGAUUUACCGGGCACGUUAUCUGCUGAAGGUAAUUCUUCAUUAACUACCCCAGCUUCCGACCAAAGAUCUCACUCGCCAGUUCCAGGACCGAGUGGAUUACAACAAAUCAACUCUUCUCAAUCGUUUAAUUUUACUCCUAAAGAUCUUCGACCUUUGCCACAAGCAGGUCCGAGAACUGCUACGAAUAAAGGACGUAAGAAGCGAAAGACAGCAAUAUUGACGGACACGCCUGAAAAAAAUGCAAUUGAAGAAGAGUACAAACAAAGAAACAAAGCCAAGAAGACGGUUUUACAAGCCGAAACUGAAAAACGCAAGAGGAAAUUUAUAUCCACAAAAGGAAAGGGAAAAGGAAAGAAGACAAGGAAGGAAGAUAAAGAAAAUAAUAAAUCUGAUGACGAAGAUUGCUUCUGUCUUGUUUGUCUAGAAAGUUUUAGCAGUAGCCGACCAAAUGAACAAUGGACACAAUGUAUGGAAUGUAAAAUGUGGUCACAUGUUGAAUGCGUCAAUGAUGAUGAAAAUUAUGUGUGCCAUAACUGCGAGUCUGAAUAGAAGACUGAUAAUGAAUGGUCUGAUUAGAAAUAAUAAGUACAAUUAGUAAGCCUACCUAAUAAUUGAUCUCAAUACCAAAACUAGAAUUAUUUGUAACGAGGAGUUAAAAUAUUGUUUUGUUUUCAUUAACUAUUAUUUUUUGAGCAUAAAAAGGCAUAAGUUUAUUUGUGUUAUUAAUACAAAUUUUUCUAAUAAAUAAUUUGUUG